Silurus meridionalis is the source of this 1396-nucleotide messenger RNA. RefSeq names its product sushi domain-containing protein 3 (gene susd3). The record is from RefSeq and is a predicted model, not a curated record. Gene Ontology annotation, cellular component: plasma membrane. The transcript is spliced from 5 exons. Bases 170 to 820 code for a protein of 216 amino acids. Lineage: Eukaryota; Metazoa; Chordata; Actinopteri; Siluriformes; Siluridae.
CUGCUUAUCUGAAAACGGAAAGGAACUUUUCUGUACAGCCGUGUGCCAUCAGACUAGUAGGUGACUUAAGCCGUGCAUAGGCCUUAAAAGCUCUUCUCCAGCUUCAAGACAAAAAGUCGUCGUGUUCCUGUAAGUGUCGGUCUGCUGUUCUCGUGAGGUCAGGGGAUUAAUGGAGUCCAACGUAACACCGGAAAACAAAAACCAGACUGAAUACCAACCAGGUCAUUGCAAUCCCAUAAAGCCUCCAUCUAUUGGGACACUUACACUAGCGGCUGGAAAUGGGACCAAUGUGGGGACAGUGAUGACCUUGUGGUGCCCUUUGUUGCAUCGUGCCAGCAGUGGUGGCCUGAUUAAAUGUGAGCAGUAUAGUAAUGGCACCCAUUGGACGGGGGGCAUCCCUGAGUGUAAAAAAAUUGAACACCAGGACUUCCAUCUGGCUGUAUUGCUGUCAAUUAUCAGCACAGGCAUCAUCAUAAUAAUGAGCGUAUACUUCAUUACUUCGUGUUUGCUGAACUGUGUGAAGAAAGAGGAAGCGAGACAAUUGGACAGGGCAUUGGAAAGGGAAAAUGCCAGACUUUGGAAACAGUUAAAUGAAGAGGAACAGAGAGAUCAUUUCUAUAAUCAUAAUGGCAGAUUAAUAAACAACAAUAACAACAACAGUAACCAGGAGCAACAUUCAAGGUGUCAUCAGAAAAACUCUUCUGAUUCCCAACCACCCACCACUCACAGCCAGCCCUGGGGCAAAUGCCCCACUCCCCACACUGCAAUCACCAUGAAACCGAACCAUUGCAACAGCAACAGGCACACAGAUUUCUGCUGAUAUUGGACAGACUGGAGGAGACACUUUAAAAAGGGAAAUCCUUACCUGCGUAUCAAAUCUGGGCUGUAACUGAAUUUUAAUAGUUCUUUAACAUUUAAUAAUGAACAAUUAUACAUAAUUUUGCAAAUUGUGCCCAUUAACCCAUAACAGCUAUAGUGUGGUUGGGCAUCAAUGUCAGACAAGAAGGCCUAGCAUGGUGUCAGCAUUCAAGUUGAUUUCAGAGGUGUCUAACUGAAAAGGUACUGGUAUGGGGCUAAUGAUGGUCUCUGAGACUCUUUUUUUCUUCAAAGAAUGUGAAAAAUAGGACUACUAAACAUUUUAUAGCAAACAUGACAUUUAAAACAAAUGUAUCACAUAAUUGAAGUAUGAAAACUGAAAUUUAGGAAAGCAUAGUUUUUCAAUUUUGUAUAAACAGUUUGCUUAAGAUUUACAGCUUUAUAUCACCUGUUGGAAAAAUCAAAUAGCUUGUUAAACAUGCUCACACUUUAACACUUGCCAAAAUGGCUGAUUUUUUUUCAUUUUCUUCUAAUAUAUUGUAUAAAUUGUAUCGAGAAGCAAAAUGAAAUCUUAACAUCA